Messenger RNA from Mercenaria mercenaria, 1338 nucleotides. RefSeq names its product mitochondrial tRNA-specific 2-thiouridylase 1-like. The record is from RefSeq and is a predicted model, not a curated record. The transcript is spliced from 7 exons. NCBI's taxonomy places the organism in Eukaryota, Metazoa, Mollusca, Bivalvia, Venerida, Veneridae. Gene Ontology annotation, cellular component: mitochondrion. Gene Ontology annotation, molecular function: sulfurtransferase activity. The coding region runs from base 35 to 1282 and encodes 415 amino acids. Gene Ontology annotation, biological process: tRNA wobble position uridine thiolation.
AUAGCACCGGUUACCCUGCGACCUUCACCUUCUUAUGAUUUACAUGUUUCUUAAUGAUAAAAGAUCAUUUUCAGUGUUUUAUAAGCCAGAGGAAAACAUGAGACUUACCAGCACUAUACAACAGAUAAAGACAGUUGUCUGUGGCAUGUCAGGCGGCGUUGACAGUGCUGUUUCAGCCUUGAUAUUAAAAUUGAAAGGAUAUGAGGUGAUUGGGUUGUUCAUGAAGAAUUGGGACACAGUAAAUGAACAUGGUGUAUGUACUGCUGAUGUAGACAGAGAAGAGGCUAAGUUUGUUUGUGAUCACCUCAGCAUACCUUUCCUUGAAGUGAACUUUGUAAAGGAGUAUUGGAACGAAGUGUUCAGUGCAUUCCUUAAGGAUCUAAACCAAGGCAAGACACCCAACCCAGAUGUAUUAUGUAACAGAUAUAUAAAGUUUGAUGCCUUCUACAAGCAUGCUAUACAGUAUCUAGGUGCUGAUGCCAUAGCAACAGGACACUAUGUUAGAAGUAGUGCUGGAUACAAUCUAGAUGAUGUUGAUGAUAAAAAAGGUGUGGAAUUACUACAGGCAGCUGAUAAGAAGAAAUGUCAGACAUUAUUUUUGUCUCAGAUAUCCCAGAAUGCCUUGCGCCAAGCAUUAUUUCCUGUUGGUGAUUUGUUAAAACAAGAUGUGAAACGAAUAGCACGAGAAGCAGGAAUGGAACGUAUAGCAAACAGAAAAGAAAGUAUGGGAAUUUGCUUUAUAGGCAAAAGAAAUUUUCAUGAGUUUUUAGAAGAAUAUAUAGAACCAAGACCAGGAAACUUUGUUAACCUUGAAACUGGAGAGAUAAUGGGACAACAUAAAGGUGUACAUAACUGGACGAGAGGACAGCGUGCUUUAAUUGGUGGAUUACCAGAGGCCAUGUUUGUGGCAGAAAAAGACCUUGAAACUAAUGACAUAUUCUUGGUACAAGGCACAGACCAUCCUGCAUUGUUUACUCAGACUAUGUUCACAGAGGAAUGUCACUGGAUCAACAAACCACCACGGCCACUGAUUACAGAACAAAUGUUUGAUUGUGAAUUUAAAUAUCAACACAUCUUGCCACAGAUCAACUGUACGGUGACAUUGAGUGGCGGGAACUCAUUAAUUGUGUCAUUAGAUAGACCUAUAAGAGCUUUAAAUGCUGGACAAUAUGCUGUGUUGUAUGAUGGUGAAGUAUGUUUGGGAAGCGCAAAAAUAAGACGACCCGGUCCGUCAUUGUUUACCAUGGGUCAUAGAGAACGAAUCAAAGAAUAUGUUACAUGAUAUUUAUUGAUGUUUUAAUGUGCCCAUUUGUCUUUCAAAUAAAUUUUUAAUCAUUA